UAUGUGCGCAGCAGCACUGUCUGCAGCGCUCGCGCAGUCCUUCGGAGGCGGAAUAAAAAAAAAUAAAUCUCAUUUUUAGUCACAUAAGUUUGUCUUUUUGUGUUCGUUUGGCGCGCUUACAUGGAAAUGAGAAUACAACGGUCAUCAUCACUGCCAUGAGUUAACUCGUUCAAAGUUCUGCGACAUUUUCCUGCCUUCACGCCAUUUAUUUGCUGUUGAUGUCAGCAACACGGAACUGUGAUUUCAGCGACAGGUACGCCAGCACUGCGGCCAUGUUGGCGUCGAGCCCGUAAGCAAGCCUCCGUGCCUCGAGGCUCCAGGCCUCCAUCCAAGCCUUCAUCUUCUUAAUCAUCAUCAUCAGCAGCAUGUCUAGCUCGGGCUUCCCCCCCAGUCAGGGGAGUUUCAGCAGCGAGCAGAGCCGCUAUCCACCCCACUCAGUACAGUACACCUUCAGUCCUGCACGCCAUCCACCGGAGUUCACAGUUUCAGAGUACCGUAAUGCUCACCUGCAGGACCAGCAGCAGCGUCGCAGGCCCUCAUUGCUGUCCGAAUUCCACCCUGGAACCGAGAGGUCUCACACACGCAUGCACUCUACAUUGCAUGAUCCAAUGCCUCCGGAGCGCCGGCACGGCUAUGAGCAGCAGUUCCACACCGUCACUGCCCAGCUGGAGCACGAGGCCAUGGAUGCCAAGCGUCCUCGUAUUGAGGGCGCCAAUGAAGCCCACCUGGCCCGUGCACCACCCGCCAGCGUCGUCCUGCCGCUACUAAACCCCAUGCAGGACGGCCUGAGAACCCCAGGAGAGAUCAAGAAGGAGAAUCAGUUCAGUGUGAAGCUAGAGGCCUCAUCCCCAGGAGGAGGGAUUCAGGCCAUGGGGGAGGAGCAGGACGCGUCUCCGUCCAAGCUCUCCAAAGAGGAGCUAAUCCAGAGCAUGGACCGUGUGGACCGUGAGAUUGCCAAGGUUGAGCAACAGAUAUUUAAACUCAAGAAGAAGCAGCAACAACUGGAGGAGGAAGCAGCAAAGCCGGUGGAGCCGGAAAAGCCAGUGUCUCCUCCCCCCGUGGAGCACAAACACCGCAGCAUUGUCCAGAUCAUCUACGACGAGAACCGGAAAAAAGCAGAGGAGGCCCACAAGAUCUUCGAAGGACUCGGCCCUAAAGUAGAGCUGCCCCUGUAUAACCAGCCGUCAGACACUAAAGUGUACCACGACAACAUUAAGACAAAUCAAGUGAUGAGGAAGAAGCUGAUUCUGUUUUUCAAGAGGAGGAACCACGCACGCAAACAGCGGGAACAGAAAAUCUGCCAGCGCUACGACCAGCUGAUGGAGGCGUGGGAGAAGAAGGUGGAGCGGAUGGAGAACAACCCACGGCGCAAGGCCAAGGAGAGUCGCACGCGCGAGUACUACGAGCGCCAAUUCCCCGAGAUCCGCAAGCAGCGCGAACAGCAGGAGCGCUUCCAAAGGGUGGGACAGAGAGGCACGGGGCUGUCUGCCACCAUAGCUAGGAGCGAGCACGAGAUCUCGGAAAUCAUAGACGGCCUCUCGGAACAAGAGAUUUUCUUAGAUGUGGCCUCGGAGACUCGUGGGAGUCCGUCACAGGCUGCAGGAGCAGCGUCUACCCAGAAAGCUUCACAGUCAGCAAAAAAAUACUUGAAGCACUGUAACGGAAACAAUAAAAACAACGAGAAGCAGAUGAGGCAGCUAUCCGUCAUCCCUCCCAUGAUGUAUGACUCGGAGCAGAGGCGCGUGAAGUUCAUCAACAUGAACGGACUCAUGGACGACCCCAUGAAGGUCUACAAGUCUCGGCAGUUCAUGAACGUCUGGACCGAGCACGAGAAGGAGAUUUUUCGGGAGAAGUUUGUGCAGCACCCAAAGAACUUUGGCCUUAUUGCCUCUUAUCUUGAACGAAAGUGUGUCUCAGAUUGUGUACUGUAUUACUACUUGACCAAGAAGAGCCAGAACUAUAAGACACUGGUUCGACGCAACUAUGGCAGCCGACGACGGAGGAACCAGCAGAUAACGCGGACCUCACAAGAAGAAAAGUCCGACGAGAAGAACGAGGAGGACAAGUUGGAGAAAUCAGACAAGAAAGAGGAAGACGAUAAGAAGGACGAGGAGGAGAAAGAUGAAAAAGAGGACUCGAAGGACAUUAGCAAAGACAAAGAGAAGUGUGAGGGAGAGGACGAGGAGGGGAAGGAGCAGAACACGCCCCGCGGUCGCAAGACGGCUAACAGCCAGGGACGGCGUAAGGGCCGAAUCACCACGCGCUCCAUGGCCAACGAGGCUGCUAGUACUGCCACAGAGGAACCAGCAGCACCAGCAGCACCCCCGCCACCACCACCACCACCACCUGAACCUGUUUUACCGGAGCCUGUCCCUCCUUCCAAGCCAGAGCCAGCGCCGAAGCCAGCACGCGAACUCGCUAAGCUUGCUCCUGUGACCAGCAUGGACAGCCAAGCACGAGGAGCUGUAGAGGCCGGAGAGACGUCUCGCUGGACAGAGGAGGAGAUGGAGGUGGCCAAAAAAGGACUGGUAGAGCACGGCAGGAACUGGUCGGCUAUUGCUAAAAUGGUGGGCACCAAGAGUGAGGCGCAGUGCAAGAACUUCUACUUCAACUACAAGAGACGGCACAACCUGGACGACCUGCUGCCUCAACCCAAACAGGCAAACAAAUGUUUGCGUGACCGAGAUGCGUCUCAGAGCGACGGUGUGGCCACGGCUUCAGCUGAUGAUGAUGAGGAGGAGGAGAACCCAGAUGACAGCGAAGGUGCAGAGAACAGUUCAGACACCGAGAGCGCGCCAUCUCCUUCACGGUCGGACACACCCAAGCCCUCCGAGUCGCAACCCCAAGCCCCGGAUCAAGAAGCUACUGCCCCCAAAGUCCCUAAUGCAGAUACCAAAGCUCAGGAGCCCACCUUCAACGAGCUGCAGGUAAAGCUGGAGAAAAGUCCAGAAGGAGCAGUGGUGGACGAAUCCAUGUUUAAGGAUGAGGUCCAGCUGUACCCUAAGAGUGAACCUCAGGACACAGAAACAGUGGGAGGAGACCGGGGAGAGGUGCAAGUAAAGACCGAGCCAGAAUUGAGGGAGAAAGAGAAGCAGAAUGAGCAGCAGCAUUCGGACAACGACUCGAGUGCCACCUGCAGUGCUGAUGAAGAUGUCGAGGACGAGCCAGACAGACAGAGGUUGUUCUCUCUGGAGAAGCCGUCGAUUCUCGGAGGCUCUGGGUCAGUGGUGGUCUCCUCGAGCAAGCAGGCUCAGCUCAGUGUGCAGCAGCUCCAGCAGCGUGCUGCCACCAUCCCCCCCAUGGUUGCUGGUCCGUUUGGGACAGCCGGGGUUCCUGUAGGAGCUCCUCUGAGCGGCUUAACCAUGUUCCAGCACCAAAUCAAAGCUGUACACGAAUCGGCACACAUGGAGGACAACCAGAGACAAGAAGCCGGAGAGUUGGAGCGCAGGCCGCGCUACAUCACUCGCAGCCCCACCAUCCUCGACCGAGAUGGUAAGCCGUUUCCCUACAUGGCGUACGAUAUAAAGCUGAUGGAGCCAGAGGUUCCUGCUGCAGGAAGACCGGGUUCACCGUACAGACUGUCUCCCCGAGAGCCUAGCAAAGCGUCGCCCCAACCCGAGCCCAACAACCCCGCCCGCUACAGCGUCCCGCCAGUCCUGCAGCCCGCGCCUAACCAGGUGGUCCAGAACCUUCCUGAUGGAAUGCGUGUGCCAUUCGCCCGCCACAGGCCCCCCAACAUUCCGUCCCCGCCUCCACUCAUCCCUACGUCCAAACCCUCGGACAAGCCCACCUUCAUCCAGGGAGGAUCCAUUUUACAGGGAACGCCAGGCACGUAUCUGCCCUCACACACUCAUGUCAUGUUCGGGCCAGAGGGAGCUAAGAGCGCUGGUGGAUCCAUCUCUCUCGGCCUGCCAAGACAACAGGACCCUGCCAAACCUGUGUCCUAUAUAAAGCAGGAGGAAUGUUCACCGCGUGGGCAAAGUGCUCAGGCUGAAGGGCUGCUCUCCAGGGCACAGUAUGAAGGAGUAGUCCGAGGAGGGCCGAUGCCUACCAUCCAGGACCUGGGAAGAGGGCCUACUGGAAAAGGCCCUGAGGGACUUCCCAUAAGAGCAGGAUCAAUCACCCAUGGCACCCCAGCUCUUCCUCAGUCCAGCAUACCGGCAGAAUUGCUGAAGGGCAAGCUGAGUGCUGAGGACCUGAGUAGCCCAGAGAAGGGCCGAGGCGAACCACUGCCUAAAGCCCAUGUCAUUUAUGAGGGCAAGAGUGGCCACAUCCUGUCAUAUGAUGCCAUUAAGAACACCAGAGAAGGUACAAGAAGCCCCAGGACAGGACAUGAGUUGAAACGCACAUACGAGAUGAUGGAGGGAGCCAGAGCACUUUCUGGACGGGAGGCUGCACCUUUUGAAGGUUUGAUUAGCAGGGCGCUGCCAAGAGAUGGCCAACACCCUGACUCCAAGGAGAGGCCCAUACUCACGGGAUCCAUCAUGCAAGGGACACCCCGAACCGCCGCUGAUGCUUUUGACGAGGUCAAGUAUGGUAAGCAGAUCAAGAGGGAAAGUCCACCAAUUCGCUCCUUUGAAGGAGGAAUCACUAAGGGCAAGCCCUACGAGGGUGUGAACACCAUUAAAGAGAUGGGACGCUCCAUUCAUGAGAUCCCCCGCAAGGAAGUACCGGACAGCCGCAAGACCCCUGGCUUGGAAGUAUCCAUUACUCAAGGCAUCCCUCUGAAGUAUGAGAGCAGCAGCAGUGGCGCCAGCCAGUCUGCCAUCAAGCACAAUGUUAAGUCACUUCUCACCAGCCCGGGCAAGCUGGAGGACCCCAAAGUACAAGAGCGCGUGCGGCACACGUCAGUCGUCAGCGCCACGUCAGUGCUGCGCUCCACACACCAGGAGGCCAGCAAGGCUCAGCUCAGCCCGGGGAUGUACGAGGACGCGAAUGCCCGCAGGACCCCCAACUACACCACCGGCUCCAUCUCCAGAGGAUCGCCCCUGCUUCGGGCGCAAGAGGGGGGUAUAACUGCAGGAAAGCCCGUGUCCCACGAGAGAAAGAGCACGCUGACCCCAACCCAGAGAGACAGCGUCCCAGCCAAGUCUCCUGUAUCUGGAGGCGAGCCGCUGGCCUCUCACAGCCCCUUUGACCCCCAUCAGGUGUACCGAGCCCACCUGGGCCCUCAUUUGGACCCCAGCCUUUUCCACCACCCAGCUUACAUGUUCCAAAGGCAGCCAUCCCCAACUGGCUACCCCAACACCUACCAACUAUACACCAUGGAGAACACGCGCCAGACAAUCCUGAAUGACUACAUCACUUCGCAGAAAAUGCAGCCCAUCCCGCGGGCCGAAGUCGCCAGAGGCCUGUCGCCCAGAGAACAGCAGAUUGCCAUCCCAUACCCUGCUGGAGCCAGAGGUAUAAUUGAUCUAGCCCAGAUGCCUCCCACCAUCCUGUUGCCUCACCCUGGGGGGACAGUUUCCCCUAACUUGGACCACAUCGCAUACCUCCCUGGACCUCAGACCCCUUUUCCUCCUAGGGUUUUCAACCCAGCCUCCAUAUCUCCAGGACACCCUGCACAUCUCGCAGCCAGCAUGGAGAGAGAGAGAGAAAGGGAAAGGGAACGAGAGAGGGAGAGGGAUCGCGAACACCGAGAACGGGAGAAAGAGAAGGAGCGAGAGAGGGAGAGAGAGCGGGAGCGAGAGAGAGAACGCGAGCGCAUGGUAGUCGCUAACGAGUACAUCCGUGGGGCAGCUCCAGAGCAGCCUGGCAGGCCCAGUAGCCGUGCUUUCCUGCGUUCCCCGUCUCCUUCAAUGAGGUCCCAGGAGGGUGUAGUCCAGCAGAGGCCCAGCAUCUUCCAGGGCACGAAGAGUGUCAUCACGCCUCUUAUCAGGCAGAUGCCCCCCGCAGCAGCCGCAGCACAGACUUCCUCCCGCUACAACACAGCCGCAGAUGCAUUGGCUGCACUGGUGGAUGCUGCCGCCUCUGCACCCCAGAUGGACGUAGCGAAGGUCAAAGAGGCUAAACACGAGGGCAUCAGCGCCCGUGACGAAGAGGCGAGCCCCUCACGAGCCAUGUCACUUCCUGCUGGGAAAGCACCCCUUCCUGGAUAUCCAGACGGAGGAGGAGGAGGGGCAACAAGCGGCAAAGAUAAGUCCCGCAUAGAGGAAGAGCUGCGCACGCUCGGCAAGACCACCAUCACCGCGGCCAGCUUCAUCGACGUCAUCAUCACUCGUCAAAUUGCAUCAGAAAAAGACUCGCGCGAGAGGGGCUCACAGAGCUCGGACUCCUCGGGAAGUUUGACAUCGAGCCGUUAUGAUGGACAGAGCAGCGGCGCCAUCGAGGUGAUCAGUCCGGCAAGUUCCCCGGCUCAGAGAGAGGAGAAAAACGAACGGUCCUUCUCCUCAGAGAAGAGCACUCAGCCGGCUACAGGUACUGUUAGAGGAUUUGAUAUUGGGCGCUUCAGGCAUCAGAUGGAAUCGGGACCCUCAACAGCUCCACCUCCACCUACACAAACUCACCGUGUCAUGACCCUGGCUGACCACAUCUCGCACAUCAUAACCCAGGACUUUGCCAAGAAUCAGGACCCUCCUCCUUCAUCCAGCGCUUCUUCCUCCUCUUCCUCCUUAUCCUCUACAUUCCAAAACUCUGCAGCAGUAGGUGGAAGCGCUCGCUCCAAAGUGCCUAACCGCUACAGUCCGGAGAACCCAGUCAACCCCGCCCACCAUCAGAAACAACCUAGCCGAGUGUCCCCUGAGAACGCCUCGGACAAAUCCAGAUCCAGGCCGGGUAAAUCCCCUGAGCGUGCUGGCGGCCGGGCCGUCGAGAGCUACGAGCCCAUCUCCCCUCCACAAAACUAUUCAGGGCUAGAGAAACAAGAGAACAGUCUGCUUCAGAGCCAGAGGCGUGAACAGGAUCUUACAGAGCAAAGAACGGACUCGCGCUCCCCGGGCAGCGGCAACUAUCUGCCAGCUUUCUUCACCAAGCUGGAGAGCACCUCCCCCAUGGUGAUGUCCAAGAAACAGGAGAUCAUCCGCAAAUCUGAUGUCGGUAAUGCACAGCCAGGCACAGAGAUCUUUAAUUUACCAGCAGUAACAACCUCAAGUAAUGUGAACCUUCGGAACCACUCAUUCAGCGACCCAGCCAGCAACCUUGGUCUAGAGGACAUAAUCCGUAAGGCUCUGAUGGGGUCUGUAGAUGAGAGACCAGAGGAGCAGACACAUCAAGCUCAAUCUGUAGCUUCAGCAGCAGGAAAUAACUCUGAGGGGCGACAGGAGGCCAACCCGUCCCCCAGCACAGGUAGAUAUUCAGCGAAGCAGAAGCUCCAGAGCAAAGCCAGCAGCAGGAAGUCCAAGUCGCCCAACCCAGGCCAGGCGUACGCAGGCGGAGAGCGACCCUCCUCCGUGUCCUCUGUACAUUCGGACGGAGAAUAUCACCGGCAGGCUCCCAGCUGGGCUUGGGAAGACCGGCCCUCAUCCGCAGGUCCAAUGCAGUUCCCUUACAACCCUCUAACGAUGCGCAUGCUGAGCAGCACGCCUCCCACCUCCAUGGCCUGCCCUUCUCCCUCCAUGCAGUCCCAGCAGCAGCCAGGAGGAGGAGCCAACGCUCCGGCCCGUGCCUGGGAGAGGGAGCCGCCGCUGCUCUCGGAGCAGUACGAAACCCUCUCGGACAGCGACGACUGAGCUGGCCCAUGAACCUUGACCCUUUUGACCUCCCUCCAACCCCCUUCCCCGGUCCCUAGGGUCACCGAGAACCGUGUCCCUGUCAGGGCGGUCCAGCUAACGCACGUCCCAGUGCUCAGUGGGGAUUGCCUGGGGAGGCACACUCGCUUCUGGUGCUUUAAUUUCCUCUUGUGCUUGUAGAAAGCGUUGCGAGGGAGCCACGACCUGGUCGUUCAGGAUAAACCUCGUCCAGAAGCUUUAUUUCGCCUGUUUGUGAACGAGCAAACACAAAAUGUUGGAAAAACAGAAAAGAGGAUGAAGAACUUGAAAUAUAACGACUGAACUUGCUUCAAAUUUGUUUAAUUUCUGUAAAGAAAUACUUAAAAAAAAAAAAAAAAAAAAUCUUCAAAAAAAUGUAUGUAAAUACAGUAACCUUUUGCAGUGUGAAUUUUUUUUUUCCAGACUUUUUGCGUUUUAUUAUUACUUUUUAAAUCAGAUCCCUGCUGGUUUAAGAUUAUACAGAAAGUUCUUGCUCUCAAUGUGAAAAGUGUGGAUUUUUCUCCCGAGCCCAUGAUGGCAGGACGCAGCGUGAACUUGAACCGAUAGAGCUGAAGCACCAAGGAAGAGAGCAUUUCAAUCACACAGCCAGCCUUCAUAGCACUGGAGGCACCAGGGGCACCACAGAUUUUGUAAACGAGCAUUCAGCCUGUUACACGAGUGCAUGAUAAACAAAAAAUUAAUUAUUUAAAAUUUUUAAAAAGCGUGAGCGUAUUUAAGCCCUGCAGAAAGAUCUCCAUUUUGGUUCACGUGAACAAGUUGAGAACACUGGUGUCAGAGCUGAACGAUUCUUCAGUGAAAGAAGAACAAUAAGCUGAAUGUUUCUUUUUCCUCCCGAAAUACAUGUUGUGGUUUUGUUUUGUUUUUAGAUCAUUUUUUUGUCGCUCUGUGGUGACCUCUAGUUGUGAGAGGAAACACGUCAUGGUUCCGGUGUCUGCUUCAGAGUGUGGCUCUGUGUGAUUGCUAACAAGUGCUCAAUGUUCUGCUGUUUUUCUCCUUCAUCUCUCUGCCAGAGGAACACCAGAGGAAGCUGUUUCACUAUGGAGAGAUUCUUGGUUCCCUUCACAUGGAGGAGAAAUCAAACUGUGAUCUUCCUCUUUUUUUCUUUUCUUUUCUUCUUCACUUUUUUUUUCUUCUGUAAAAUGCUGAAGUACAUGCUGAUCUGUCUAUCUGGUGAGGAAAAAAAAAAAAAACAAGCUUCUGUUUGUCACACCUCUGCACCACUGUUGCACUUUUUGUUUUGGCUUACUAACUUUUGACAAGCGUACUACCUGUAAUCUAAGUUAUUGGAGCUUCUGCAGAGGUCUGGACUCUUCAAAUUCAUUCACAUUUUUGCAAUAACGCUCUUAUCACAGUUUUAUUUGUUAAAUCUUGCCACCGUUUUCCGGCUUGUUUGACACAUCACUUGAUCUUUGCUCUAGUCUAUGGUACAGUAAGGCUGUUCGAGUUGCUGCUUUGUAGUGGUGGCUUUCACUUAUAAAAUCAUCUUGAUGUAACAGACAAUAAGCUCAGUUUCAGUAAUCUGCACAAGUAUAGCUGUAUUUUCUAUGGCAACACCCUCAAAAAGUUUCAAUCCGUAGUGCAAUUUGUUUUCUUUUUCUUUCGCUUUGCUUAAUUAACUAAAAACCUGUCUGUUUAUUUUUUAUUUUUAUUUUAUUUUGUUAUAUUUAAUUAAUUUCACUUCUGAAAUAUUGAGGAAAAAAAAGCCCUAGAGCUCAUGUUGAGAUUUUAUUCCAUCAUUCUCAACAUCAUUAUUAUUCAUCCUUUUUAAUGGGAUGCAAAGUGUUUACAAUGGCAUUGACAAAAACAAACAAAAAAAAAAAAGUGGUGAAACUUGAAUCUUAAGAAAAAGAAAGUCAGUCAUUGCAUCAGUUAGUCUAUUUUGUUCAGUCCAACACCAUGCAGUGGUAACUUUUAUUUUUCUUUAUUUUAUUUUAUUUUAUUUUUUUGUCCUUUUGGAAUUGAGACUUGAAAUAACCCAUAUAUCCCAUGUUGUUGGAAAGCAAUGUUUGUAUCGCACAAUGUCUCUUAAGUAGCCAAUUACAAAAUUUUCAGACCAAUCAAUAAAGUGGAUUAGCGCUCCACCUUUCUGAAAAUUUA
Messenger RNA from Ictalurus furcatus (blue catfish), 9803 nucleotides. RefSeq names its product nuclear receptor corepressor 1 (gene ncor1). The transcript has 50 exons. Gene Ontology annotation, molecular function: nuclear thyroid hormone receptor binding; transcription corepressor activity. Lineage: Eukaryota; Metazoa; Chordata; Actinopteri; Siluriformes; Ictaluridae. Gene Ontology annotation, biological process: negative regulation of transcription by RNA polymerase II. The record is from RefSeq and is a predicted model, not a curated record. The coding region runs from base 366 to 7667 and encodes 2433 amino acids.